CGACAGCAAGGAAGUUCCCAUCUUGGGCAAUCGGAUGAUGAAGCUGGGAGGCGGGGCUGCUUUUUUUCCUGCUUCGGUGAAUCCGAGCGCAAAAUACGUAAAGUGAGACCUGCAGCGCUUCCUUAUCGGCGAGUAUAUGUUAUAAAUAGAAUCAGAAAUGACCAAUUCCAUAACACCUUCUACCUAUGUACGUUCCCUUGGCUAUGGAAUGAUGAAACAGCUGGCAGAUUUCAUUGAUCCACAAGAAGGAUGGAAGAAAUUAGCUGCUGAUAUAACUGAUUCAUCUGGUGCAAAACAAUACAAUCAAAUGCAAAUAAGGCGAUUUGAAGCAUUAAAACAAGUAGGAAAAAGUCCAACCUGUGAAUUACUUUAUGAUUGGGGAACAUUAAAUUGUACUGUUAGUGAUUUGGUGGACCUCCUCAUCAGAAAUCAGUUCUUGGCACCAGCAAGUCUUUUGAUUCCAGAUUCUGUAAGCAUGACAAAAAACAUGACCCUGUGUCUAUCCUUACCGGAAACUGUACUCCUACAUAAAAAAGGACCUCUUGUAGAAGGCAAGAAAAUAUCUGAAUUGCCAUCCUUGGAUCCAAAUGAAGGCCACCUAACAUCAAAUAGUUGUGAUCCGAGUUCAGAGAACAUCAGCAGUCACCUUAAUGAUACAGGAUUGAAAAGCUUCUUAUUUUAUGAACUGAAAAGUAUUACAAAUAACUUUGCUGACCAAACUCUGUCAGCUGGUGGCAACAAGAUUGGUGAAGGAGGCUUUGGAGUGGUUUACAAAGGAUGCAUCAAUGGCCAAACAGUGGCGGUGAAAAAACUUACAGCUUUGGCUGAUGUAAGUAUCAAAGACCUGAAAAAGCAAUUUGAGCAAGAAAUAAAGAUUAUGGCAAGAUGCCAACAUGAGAACUUAGUAGAAUUGCUUGGUUUCUCAAAUGAUUUUGAUCAGCCUUGCUUGGUGUAUGAUUAUAUGCCCAAAGGUUCUUUGCUUGAUAGAUUAGCUUGUCUGGACAACACUUCACCAAUACCUUGGGAAACAAGAUGCAACAUUGCUUAUGGGACAUCAAAUGGAAUCUCUUUCUUGCAUGAAAAUAAUCAUAUUCAUCGAGAUGUUAAAAGUGCAAAUAUUUUACUAACAGAAACAUUUGUGCCAAAACUUUCUGACUUUGGGCUUGCAAGGACAUCGGUAAGAUUUACACAUACUAUUCUAACAGAUAGAAUAGUUGGGACAGCAGCUUAUAUGGCUCCAGAGGCAUUAAGAGGGGAGAUAACUCCUAAAUCGGAUAUCUUCAGUUUUGGCGUGGUAUUACUCGAAAUAAUAACUGGGCUUAGUCCUAUGGAUGAAAAUCGAGAUCCCCAGUUACUGCUGUCCAUCAAGGAGGAAAUUGAAGAUGAAGAAAAGACUAUUGGACAUUAUGUUGAUAAAAAAAUCAGCAACAGGAACAUCACCUCAAUUGAACAGAUGUAUUCAAUUGCUUCACAGUGUCUGCAUGAGAAGAAGAACCGGAGGCCAGAUAUUGAAAGGGUAUCAAUUUUAAAUAUAGUGAUGCUAUAUAUAUGCAAUUCAAAAGUACAUACAUACAUACAGUGGUGGGAUUCAAAUACCUGAACAAUCGGUUGUCUGCGUCCCCGCACUUCCGGCAGUCCAUUCUGGGCCUGGGAAGCUUCCCCGGCUCAGAAUGAACUUCCAGAGGUGGCGUCCAUGCACUUCUGAUGGGCUGUUCUGGGCCUGGAAGGCCACCCUGGCUCAGAACGGACUUCCAGAAAUGGUGUCCAUGCACUUCCAGUGGUCCGUUCUAGGCCUUGUGAAGAAGGGCUAGGGCACGGGUCAGCAACCCGCAGCUCUGGAACCGCAUGUAGCUCUUUGAGCCUUCUUCUGCACCUCCCAGCCUCCUCUGCCAUUUGCAGAGAGAGAGAGAGAGACAGAGAGAGGCAUCCUCCCCUCCCCUUCUGUCUGUCUGUCUCUCUCUCUCUCUC
Molecule: messenger RNA, 1968 nt
Organism: Crotalus tigris (Tiger rattlesnake)
Lineage: Eukaryota; Metazoa; Chordata; Lepidosauria; Squamata; Viperidae
Gene: IRAK4
Product: interleukin 1 receptor associated kinase 4
Exons: 11
Coding region: 158-1600 (480 amino acids)
Biological process (GO): protein phosphorylation; signal transduction
Cellular component (GO): plasma membrane
Molecular function (GO): magnesium ion binding; ATP binding; protein serine/threonine kinase activity
Source: RefSeq, a predicted model, not a curated record